AUGACAGAAAAGAUACAUCGCAUCUACAUAGGCAACAUUAGUGCCGAUCUGGCAAGCGAUAUUGGAAAUCUGGAAACAAGGUUGAAGCGCUAUGGAACUCUUGAGAAGCCAUUGGAGCUACACAAGAAGCCUUUGCUAGAUUCCUAUUUUGCAUACAUUAGCCUCAAACUUUCCGACCAAAACUUUGCUAAAUUGAAAGGAUCUUUAAAUGGUUUGAACUACAAGGGAUCACGGGUUGUAGUUGACAUGGCAAGGCCGGAUUUUUAUCAGAAGUGGCUUGAAGAUUCUAGAAGGCCAGAUUUGUAUAAAGACGACCGUCUGAAAAGAGCAAAAGUGGCCCAAGUCAGACUGGAAAGAAUCAGGCAGAAGAAUGUUGUCACUCACCUAUUAAAAGGACGAAUGAGAACAUGUGAGCGUAAAGAUAAGCGUAGAUUAACUUUCAGGGUAAAAAUAAAUGGCAAGCUAAAAACUGUACAAUGCCGCAAACAGAAGCUCUGGGGAUAUGACAAGAAGCGUGAAGCCAGAGAUCUCGUUUAUACAUUUUCGGGAACCGAAUGGAGGGAUGGUUUCGACCAUGUUGUGGAUAGACUAUCAAGAAAAAGGAAGCAUUCUGAGACCAACUUGGAGGACCAAGACGUGGAAAUUGAAACCAUUGAAGAAGAAAAGAAUAUGAGCAUUCUAGACUCAUUCCUUCGAGGCUAUGAUUUUGAAAAGCCUGUGAAUCGAGAAGACGAUCGCAAUUCAAACGAUACAACAACAUUUGAUUUUGAGACUGGGCAAGUUGAUGCUGAGGCUCCAUUACUUAAGAUUGGAAAGCAUAACUCUGUUGUUAAUGUCGACACAAUGAAAGUACCCGAGGUUUCAGGGAAAGUAGUGAUAUUUGACGAGAAUGGCGAAGUGAAAGAACUGGAAGAUGUGAUUGAAAUUGACCAAACCAAGGGAUCAGUUGGCGCAUCCAACCAUACAGCAUAUGAACACAACUCAAAAUACAGCUCUUCGAAUGACGAGAAUUCUGAUUGUUCUGAUGGGGUUAACAGGGUUAACAAUUCCAAGACAUCCAAACGUGAGGGCGGUUCUAAAGGUUCAAGCAGAUCUAGUGACAGCUCAGACAAUAGCUCCAAUGACAGCUCGGAUGAUAAUUCAGACGAUAGCCCCGACGAGAGCUCCGACCAAAGCUCCGAUGAUAGCUCUGAUGAUAGCUCUGAUGAUGAUUCUGAUGAUUCGGAUGAUGGGCAAUUGACAAAUUACGCUUCAAGUCGAAAUGCUGGAACAAAAGGAUCAAGGCAAUUGAAAGAUUCAAAAGGCUCAGAAGAUCUAGACACUGAAUUUUUGCCUAACUUCACAAAGAGAACUCCCUCAUCAUCAAAGACAGAGGCCCUUCGUGAAUUGCUAAACCCUGCGAACUCAUCUUUCAAGCUCUUUGGCGUAGAUGACUCCAAUGAUGACAUUGACGUGAACAAAGAAAUUGAGCCGUCAGUUGAGGAACGAAUAGCGAUUGAACAGCAGUUCAAGGAUAAAGUUGAACAGUCAUCCAAGAAAACUAGAAACUUAGGGCUUUUUUUUACUCAUGAUGACUCGCCAUUCUUGGCUGCCCAGUCGCAAGUGAAUAAGCAUCAAGGAUUUAACGCUGCCAGCAAAGACAAAUUUCUAGACUGGUUCCAAGCUAAGAGAGGAGAUUUGAACAGAGCAUUCCGUGCUCGUAAAAGAGAGGCUAAGAGGGCUCUUAACAAAUACAAAGCUGACGACGCUCUAUUAUAG
Messenger RNA from Komagataella phaffii GS115, 1758 nucleotides. Its product is annotated as Nucleolar protein required for 60S ribosomal subunit biogenesis. Lineage: Eukaryota; Fungi; Ascomycota; Pichiomycetes; Pichiales; Pichiaceae. The transcript has a single exon. The record is from RefSeq and is a predicted model, not a curated record. The coding region runs from base 1 to 1758 and encodes 585 amino acids.